Miscanthus lutarioriparius is the source of this 327-nucleotide messenger RNA. NCBI's taxonomy places the organism in Eukaryota, Viridiplantae, Streptophyta, Magnoliopsida, Poales, Poaceae. The record is from the annotation of a GenBank genome assembly.
AUGGCGGACGACAUCACCAAGUUUGACAUCGCUAAUUUUAACCAUUUUGGGAUCCUCGCCAGAGUGCUACCUGGCGGACACGAGACACCCCACAACGACUGGAGGGGCCUCAAGAGUACCCUGUCGGGCUCGGGAACACGGCCCCGCACCAUCCAAGAUGAGCUUCUCCAUAAGAUGCAUCUACACUUUGUCCCUGACUUCCACUACAUGUUUGUUGGCAUGAUUAGCCUAAUGGCAGAUGACAUCACCAAGUUCAACAUCGCUGAUCUUACCCACUUCCGGAUCCUUGGCAAUUUCUUCGGCUACUCCACCUGUAGUUCCGCCUAA